AUGGAACGUGGAGUACAAGUACUACACGAAAAGUGGCAGGGUGGGGUAACGGGGCCUGCAUCAGGAUUACAACAAGGGCAGAUUAUACCACCGCAGCAGCAGUCGUCAAAGCAGCAGAUGCCGCAGCAACAGAUGGAAGGUCAAAAAAUGCAACAGCAGCACAGGCAACAGCGGCAAAUGGAAAAGCGGCAGAUGCAACAGAAGCUUACACAGCAGAUGCCACAGAUUAGUCCACGACAGCAGCAUAUGCAGCAACAGCAAAUGCCACAGCAGUUUGCACCUACACACCAACUUCUAGAACAAGAUGAGCCUGCUGAUGCAAGACCAUCGGAGUCUGGAGUCAGGCGCACGAUAUUGACACGCAACAGAAACUACAACCAGCAGGGGAAGUAUAGAGGAGUGAGGAAGCGUGGGGCGUCCAGCUUCAUUGCAGAGAUUAAAGAUACCACUCAUGGGGUCCGCAGGUGGCUGGGCACGUUUUCAUCUGCAGAGGAGGCUGCCCGGGCGUUUGACGAAGCUGCUUUCAACAUCCGAGGACCAAAGGCGAAGCUUAACUUUCCAGAAGAAUAUAUCAGGGAAGAGGGAGGAAUUCUGGAUGAUUCUAAUCCUGCAGAGCUCGAAGCAGCAGCUAAGAUGGAGACGGCGGGAAGGAAGGCUGGUGGUGAGAGUAGUGGCCCGGGAAUGCUGAAGGAUGGGGCGUCCCUAAGAACGGCUGGAGGAGGCAAGUGUAGUCGCGCUGGAGGGAAAGGGAAAGAAGCAGCACGUGAUGAAGAUGCUGCAAAAGGGAGAUGGGUGGUCGUGGACGGGGAGAAGGAGGAGGGGGAGGAAGAGGAGGAGGAGGAGGAGGAGGAGGAGGAGGAGGAGGAGGAGGAGGAGGAGGAGGAGGAGGAGGAGGAGGAGGGGGAAGAACAGCAGCAGCAGCAGCAAGAGUAA
Molecule: messenger RNA, 933 nt
Organism: Closterium sp. Naga37s-1
Lineage: Eukaryota; Viridiplantae; Streptophyta; Zygnematophyceae; Desmidiales; Closteriaceae
Source: the annotation of a GenBank genome assembly